Messenger RNA from Aspergillus terreus NIH2624, 846 nucleotides. RefSeq lists its product as uncharacterized. Gene Ontology annotation, cellular component: RNA polymerase II transcription regulator complex. Gene Ontology annotation, molecular function: transcription cis-regulatory region binding; DNA-binding transcription activator activity, RNA polymerase II-specific. Lineage: Eukaryota; Fungi; Ascomycota; Eurotiomycetes; Eurotiales; Aspergillaceae. The record is from RefSeq and is a predicted model, not a curated record. Bases 1 to 846 code for a protein of 281 amino acids. The transcript is spliced from 3 exons.
AUGCCCGGUCCUAAGACUGUUGACCUCGUCACGAUCGCGGUCGACUCGAACCCUCUGCUUCACGAUCAGCUCCUAGCUGCUCACCAGCACCUGUCGCAUCCCCAACAACCGCGUCCGCAGGCCCCGGCGACCCAGCCGCCGCAUAUGCAGCCCAACACCGCCAGCCCGCGCGACCAAAACAACAUCGAUCCGGCUAUCUCGGGCUCCGCGAUCCUGGGUGCUCCUCCGCAGACCCCUCCUCAGCCCGAGCCCGCCCCCCAGGAGUCUCCCAAGACCUAUGGGAAGCGGCCGCUGUCCACCUCCAAGCGAGCUGCGCAGAACCGUGCCGCCCAGAGAGCCUUUCGUCAGCGGAAAGAAAGCUACAUCCGCAAACUAGAGGAACAGGUGAAGCACCAGGAAGCCAUCACCGAAGAGUACAAGGCGCUCCACGCCGAGAACUACCAGCUCCGGGAGUACAUUAUCAACCUGCAGACCCGUCUUCUGGAUUCCCAGGGCGAGGUUCCGGAGCUCCCGGGCAACAUCGAUUUGAACCAGCCUCGCGCCGACCUGACCCUGUCGGCGCCUGAGCUUCAGAGGGGGAAUGCCGCCUCCGCUGGCCCUGCGCCCGCUGGACCAGGGCCCCAGCAAUCCCAGCCCAAUCAGAACCAGGGGGUUGGGCCCAACGAUGACAUGAACUCGUUGAAUCGCAUCGCCGUGGCGGGUCUCGGCAUGCGCAAGCACCCCAACGAAGACGCCAACUACCUGGGCAACAACUUCCAGGCUCGGCGUCCGCGCACCGACGACAACCAGACGGGUGCGACGGAGACGACCAAGCAGGAGCCCGAUGGACUGCCGGUCGUGUCCUAG